Myotis lucifugus (little brown bat) is the source of this 724-nucleotide messenger RNA. Its product is annotated as afadin- and alpha-actinin-binding protein-like. The annotation marks the transcript as partial. The record is from RefSeq and is a predicted model, not a curated record. The transcript is spliced from 4 exons. NCBI's taxonomy places the organism in Eukaryota, Metazoa, Chordata, Mammalia, Chiroptera, Vespertilionidae.
GUACAAAAAUUACAGAAUAUCAUUGCAAGUCGAGCUACUCAAUAUAAUCAUGAUAUGAAGAGAAAAGAGCGUGAAUAUAAUAAACUAAAGGAACGUCUACAUCAACUUGUUAUGAACAAGAAGGAUAAAAAAAUAGCUAUGGAAGUUUUAAAUUAUGUGGGCAGAGCUGAUGGAAAAAGAGGCUCUUGGAGGACUGGUAAAAGUGAAGCAAGGAAUGAAGAUGAAAUGUAUAAAAUUCUCUUGAAUGAUUAUGAAUAUCGUCAGAAACAAAUCCUAACAGAAAAUGCUGAACUUAAGAAGGUUCUUCAGCAAAUGAAAAAGGAAAUGAUUUCUCUUCUUUCUCCCCAAAAGCAGAAACCUGUAGAAAAAGCAGAUGAUAGCACAGGAACGGGUAUCUCUGAUGUUGAAGAAGAUCCUGGGGAACUGAGUAGAGAGAGUAUAUGGGACCUUUCCUGUGAAACUGUGAGAGAGCAGCUUACAAACAGCAUCAGGAAACAGUGGAGAAUUUUGAAAAGUCACGUAGAAAAACUUGAUAACCAAGGUAACUACUGCCUAAAUGCAUGCAAAGUGAGUAGUGACACUCAGUAAACUUAAUUUUCCUUCAUAUAAAAGCCAGUUUGGUGGUUUAAAAAGCAAGACUGCCGACUUCUAGUUGUGAGGUUGAAUCUCACUGAGAAAAUGUACUUGGCGCCCAGAGUGCAUCUUUCUCUGGAAAGCGGACGUC